This is a messenger RNA of Lates calcarifer (barramundi perch), 3492 nucleotides long. RefSeq names its product family with sequence similarity 219 member Aa (gene fam219aa). The record is from RefSeq and is a predicted model, not a curated record. NCBI's taxonomy places the organism in Eukaryota, Metazoa, Chordata, Actinopteri, Centropomidae.
AGUGGGGCGGUACUGCUGUUUUGCUGUCGAGUCACCUCUGUCAGGAUGGAGGAAAACGAGCUGUUAUCAUGCUGAGAAACGUAGGAUCUUGACAAACGAGCAUCAUAAACUGGGAUAGUUAGACACAAGUCAUCGUUUAUCUUAAACUGCGGCGUCGUUUCUGUAACCAUUUGCCAAAAUGAUGGAAGAAAUCGACAGGUUCCAAGUGCCUCCAGUCAACGGGGAGACUCAGCCUUUGGACCCAGCGGCAUCCUCCACUUCGGAGGCAGACCCUGACAGCAAGGUAGAGACUGUGGCCAUGAACUACAAGCCAUCACCACUGCAAGUCCAAAUAGAGAAACAGAGGGACCUUGCCAGGAAGGGAUCAGUGAAGAAUGGCACCGUGGGAAGUCCUGUCAAUCAACAACCCAAGAAGAAUGCCAGGACAAGGUUGGUGGUGCCAAACAAAGGUUACUCCUCUCUAGACCAGAGCCCAGAUGAGAAACCCCUGGUAGCACUGGACACUGACAGUGACGAUGACUUUGACAUGUCCAGAUACUCCUCAUCAGGAUACUCCUCAGCCGAGCAGAUCAACCAGGACCUGAACAUCCAGCUCCUAAAGGAUGGGUACCGGCUUGAUGAGAUCCCAGAUGACGAGGACCUGGAUCUGAUUCCCCCUAAAGCGGUUAACCCCACCUGCAUGUGCUGCCAGGCUGCUCCCUCCACAGCCUGUCAAAUCCAGUAGCACCAUUUUGCCCCCCACAAAAAAAUGAUCUUGCCUGCCACCUGCACCGUGGGCACUGAGUGGCAGCAAAGAGGAAAAACUUAAGAGCUUGCAAUGGCACAAAGGGAAAACAAGGGUUUGUAACUGCUAAAAUAAUAAAAGAAAAUAGGUAACGUCUUGAGAAAAGAGUCAAUAUGUACAGUACCCAUGCACGUUCCUCCUAUGGUAGGAUCUGUGCAUCUUACUUCUGCGCUGUUGGUUCAGCGGGGACUCGACUGAUGGCAGAAACUUUACCUCUAAGGGAAACAUGUCACUUUUGCUUCUCCUUCAUUCGACUUCCAUCUCAUGCUAGUGGAUAUUUUGGUUUACAAAGACCAUGAAGAGACUGUGUGACGUUGUGGGAGGACAGAAACAAUAAAAUGGGAUGACAGGAACUCACGCACUUGUAAUGACAAGGCAUCAUCACUGGCAAUGCACCACCUAUGGAAAGUACUUUAUCUGCUUGUGUAUCAUGAUGAUAAGAUUCAAUGGACAAGAGAACACUGGAAGUUUUGUAGUGGCCAUUGUUUUUUUUUUUUUUCUUUAUCAUUUCUUUCAGCCAGUCUGUUUUGUCUUCCUGUGCACAUAUGUAUGUUUCAGACACAAAAAUGACACGUGUGUGUCUGAUUACAUCCAGGAAAGUAGUGCUAAACCAUCAAGUUGCUGAUAAACACAAAUGCUUACACUCACAACGCUAAAACAGUGAUUCCAGAGUUUCCUUUUUUUUCCAUGUUUGUCUGUUAAGGUUGUGCUGCUUAAUUGUCUCAUAUUCAGUUUAAAGAAGCUGAAAACAAAUAGUUUUGCAUGUUGCCUGUUAACACUCUAAUGUCUGAUGACCAGCCUGUGUGGAUAAUUUAUCAGUUUAUAUUGACCCCUGAACACAUUCUUGUGCUAAUGAGACAUUAUGUGAGGUGUGCUUUAAAAAACAUAGUUAGUAAUAUUUAGGUUCACCUACUGUAACAUCAGUAGAUCUAGAGAAUUGGAGACAAUGGCAGGAACAGUUCAUGAGUUGUACUUCAUUUCUGUUCAUAUUUGGCCCUGACACAAGUGGGAUGUUAAAGAUGACCACAGAGGCAGUCACCACUAGUGAAUGUGGUCACAAAAUAGUUCCGAUACUUAAGGGAACCAACGAAUGAAUAAAAGGCCUAGAAUAUGUGCAGAUGCAUAGAAAGAAACUGAGAAUGUGUACAAAGUGAUUCCAUAUUGCUUGGAUGGGAAUGAAAUAGUUUUUUUUUUUUUUUUAAUUUUGGGUUUUUUUUGGGGUAAUUUUUUCAGAAAUGCACUUUUUUUUUGGCAUAUCAAGUGAUAAAAUGCUCUUCUUUCUUUUAAGUUAAGUGUAUUUGUUUUGUAUGGUUGUAUAUUUGCGCACACUCCCCUUGAGUUUGAAUACAAGUCUGUCCAAUAUGCGGAUAAGAACUGUAUAUGUAGCACCAGACACAGCUGUGUAUUGUCAAUGCUUUAUGCCAAUGGAUGUUUUCCAUGAUGUUGAAAAGGAAGUAGUCUUUGAUGUGUAGAAGUACCGAAUGCAUACUGUUUAUUUUUCAUAUUUGCAUCAUAUCAUGAAGACAUCUCUAGAGCUCUGUAGACAUUGGCUUUUUUCUAGUAGAUGCUAACAGCCACUUGCAUGUGAAUCUGCUCAGUAGAAGAUCAGGCUGGGUUUCCCAAAAACACCUCAACAAUUUUCCAUGUGCAUGACUUCCUGAUGCAUAUUUUACCUAGUGUGUCACUGGGAAAGAUAUUAAAAUCACUUAAGCCUAAAUGAGCUCUUAGCCUGCUUAUGUGAGAGAGAUAGUUGUUAAUAUAACUACAGGUCUAAGUAUGUGUGUACUUUACACAGUGGUCUAAGUUAUUUUCUCAUGGUAAUGUUCUGAAUAGUCAGUUGGCUCAUGCACAAGGGAUCUAAAAUACUGUGUAUAUCUACAGUACAAUGAACAAUCUCAUUUCACAAAUCUUUUUUUAAUAUAUGAUGGUGUUUUUGGGAAACUUUACAUCUUUUGUAACUGAUGUUCUGCUCAUUUUGUUCAAGUAUUUCACAAGUCAUCGAAUGGAGAUACGGUGUCUAAUGUAUGACUCCAAAAUGACAGAUCUGCAGAUGUAUCUGUAUGUAUCUGUAUGUGUGGAGGAAUCAUUGAUAUCCCUGACAUAACCUCAGUGGCACAGCAUAGAAACAAGUAACUUUUUUUUUUUUUUUUUUUUUUUUUAAAUAAGGUGCCAUGUGUGUAGAUACUGUAUUAAGUAAAAAAAAGACACAAACAGUUCAGUAGGUCAAGUAAUAAGUCACUGAUGCAUCUACUAGCUGAGGUGUGUGUGUGUGUGUGUUAGAUCAGUAGCUGUGUACACUACAGUACAAUAUUAACAACGAGGGACUGACUGUGUGACUGACUACGGUGCUUCAUAUUUUUAUUUUAUCAUUAACAUGAUCCUGAUAGAUUCACACAUAGAUUGUUGCAGUCAUCUUCUAUUGAGUGCACUACUUCUGGCCAUUUGUUGUCUCACUUGGGGCGUAGCUUCACUAAUCUCCUGAGUUUGGAAUCUAAAGUAAUGCAUUGUAACAGGAGCUAUUUAUUUGCAGUUGCGUGUGUUUUUUAAUUUAUUUUUCAUGUAUGGGAAAUGAUUCAUAUUCAAACAGAUGCUUUUUAUUUGUCAGAUGUUUAUUAUGAUGAUUGUGAACUGGUUCCAUUUAGAUUUUAACAGUGUUAAAGUUCUGUGUAUAGUGCAGCAAAAAAAAUAAAUAAAUAUUAGGUAUCUGA